GAUGAUGUUGCCAUCAGAAUCAUCCAUUUUUAAAUGUUGUUUUAGUGGAAGGAUUUUCAAUAAACGUGAUUGAAGUGGCUUAUAUUACAGGUUAUAUAUUUUUUUCAUGUCAUGCCUAAAGUUUUACUGUCACAAAUUAUUUACCUAUCCUAAACUCAAAGUAUUUCAAAGUUGCAAAUAUGUUGCUUUUCUUUGUCAGUGUAGUAUAGUGACAAAUCAUUAAAAUCUCAGGGGACAGUGUGCUUCCUUGAUUUAAUAUUGCAGAACCUCUUCUAACCAGUCACUUACCUAGUUAAACACACACACACACCACAAAGCAGCUGAUCAUGUAACUCAUAUGGCUGUGAGAACAGCAUUCUCUCUGCCAGAUUCAGAGCUUGGAAGCUGGAAAACAAUUGCAUAGCAGUGAAACACUUACGGAGUAGUGGUGCCAGCAGCUCACUCUCAUUAAUACAAACAGCUUGCUUUAGUUUUUUCAAUGCUCUUUGUCAGACACCCUUCUUCAGACACCCUUCCCUUGGGAGGUUUCAGAUCAGCAGCUCCUACUCAAGGGAAACAGCACCUACUUUCUGCAACUGUGGCCUCAAGAUCUGAUUCGUGACACCCAGAGCUGUUUCCAUUUCUGCUCUAAGUAUGGGAAGUAAUCUUGUAGUGUGGAGGAAAAACAUAUACCCUCAACUUCACCAGAUAUAAAGUGGAAAGUGCAGUGGUUCAUGAAGCAGCUGAACCAGCCACAACUUGCAUUAAAGGAAGAUGAGAUGCUCCACGUCAUUUGCAGCUUUCUUCAAAAGAAAAAUCACUAGUGCUCUGCUCUUGCCAUAAUACCAAACCUUUUGACAUAUGCUUUGGUGCUGCAACACUGGAAGAAUUGCACACAGGUUCCAGGAAUACCUUUUUUUUCAUUUGAGUGAUUCUUUGUGGAUGGAAAGAGAUUUGAGUCUUAAUAAUUACCCUGUUUUAAAGCUAUUUCUCUAUAGUCUGAACUGCGUAAUAAAUUAGGCCACUUACCAAUGAGCCACACAGUCAGUCCUUGUCAGGAGCUGGUUGAAAACUGUGCUGUGCAUGUAGCAGGGAUGGCACAAGAAGAUAGCCGUCGUGGUCAAGUGCCAUCUACCUUUUAUCAUGGUGCCAACCAGGAACUUGACCUGUCCACCAAAGUGUACAAAAGGGAAUCAGGAAGUCCUUAUUCUGUGUUAGUGGACACCAAGAUGAGCAAACCACAUCUCCAUGAAACAGAGGAGCAGCCAUAUUUCAGGGAGACAAGAGCAGUGUCUGAUGUGCAUGCUGUUAAAGAAGACCGGGAGAAUUCUGAUGACACAGAAGAGGAGGAGGAGGAGGAAGUCUCCUACAAAAGGGAGCAGAUCAUAGUGGAGGUAAACCUUAAUAAUCAAACAUUAAAUGUAUCUAAAGGGGAAAAGGGUGUCUCUUCUCAGUCCAAAGAGACUCCUGUUCUUAAGACAAGCAGUGAGGAGGAAGAGGAAGAGAGUGAGGAAGAGGCCACGGAUGACAGUAAUGACUAUGGAGAAAACGAAAGGCAGAAGAAAAAGGAGAAGAUAGUGGAGAAAGUCAGCGUUACACAAAGGAGAACGAGGAGGGCUGCCUCUGUUGCCGCAGCUGCCACUUCCCCUACUCCCAGAGCUACAAGAGGUCGUAGGAAGAGUGUAGAGCCACCUAAGCGUAAGAAGCGGGCCGCAAAGGAGCCCAAAGCGCCAGUCCAGAAAGCUAAGUGUGAAGAGAAAGAGACUCUGACCUGUGAGAAGUGCCCCAGGGUGUUUAAUACUCGCUGGUACCUGGAGAAGCACAUGAACGUUACUCAUAGGCGCAUGCAGAUUUGUGAUAAGUGUGGCAAGAAGUUUGUCCUGGAAAGUGAGCUGUCCCUUCACCAGCAAACAGACUGUGAAAAAAAUAUUCAGUGUGUUUCCUGUAAUAAAUCAUUCAAGAAACUCUGGUCCCUUCAUGAACAUAUCAAGAUCGUCCAUGGAUAUGCAGAAAAGAAAUUUUCCUGUGAAAUUUGUGAGAAGAAAUUCUACACCAUGGCUCAUGUACGGAAACACAUGGUUGCACACACGAAAGACAUGCCAUUUACCUGUGAAACCUGUGGAAAGUCAUUCAAACGCAGUAUGUCACUCAAGGUGCACUCCUUGCAGCACUCGGGAGAGAAGCCCUUCAGAUGCGAGAACUGUGACGAAAGGUUUCAGUACAAGUACCAGCUACGCUCCCACAUGAGCAUCCACAUUGGGCACAAACAGUUCAUGUGCCAGUGGUGUGGCAAGGAUUUCAACAUGAAGCAGUACUUCGACGAACACAUGAAAACACACACUGGAGAGAAACCCUUUAUCUGUGAAAUCUGUGGCAAAAGCUUCACCAGCCGCCCCAACAUGAAGAGGCACCGCAGAACUCAUACAGGCGAGAAGCCCUAUCCGUGUGAUGUGUGCGGCCAGCGGUUCCGCUUCUCCAACAUGCUUAAGGCCCACAAGGAGAAGUGCUUUCGGGUGACCAGCCCCGUGAACGUGCCGCCUGCUGUCCAGAUCCCACUCACAACCUCCCCGGCCACCCCAGUUCCUUCUGUGGGGAGCACCCCCACGACCCCCGCCCCUCCCAGCAGCAUGAACCCCGUCAACACGCUAACCCCUCGGCCCAUGCCCCACCCCUUCUCGCACCUUCACAUCCACGCACACCCUCACCACCCACACCACCUUCCUAUCCCCCCAGUCCCUCACCUCCCCCCACCUCCAGCUCUCUUUAAGAGUGAGCCUUUAAAUAACAGGGGCCAGGGUGAGGACACCUUUCUGCGGCACCUGGCAGAGAAGAACAGUUCAGCCCAGCAUCACUAACCUCCAUCUCCUUAAAAUGUGCUCUCCACGAGUUCCGUGCCCCGGUGUGAGUUUGCAGAGUGGGGGUCGGUGAGCGUUUCUGUAGCUGUCAGACUCUCCUCAGCCUCCACCAAGAGCUUUGUCGUUGUCUUGGUGAAUCAGCACAUCCGAGGGAGUGGACAAGAAGACCUUGAGCUCACGGAGGGAACUGUCGAACCAGGGAACCACCGAACUAAAGCCCAAUUUGCUUGCAUUUUCUGGUGACUUUUAUAAAUUUCAAAUACUCAGACUUGUGGAAUUUUAUAAUUUCGUAUCAGCUGAUGAGGUAUGCUUGCUUUUAUAUCCUGGACUUCUCCUCAAAGAGGGGACAGGCCUGGUUUCCUUUGUACUAAUCGGGAAGGCUGUGACAUUAAUCCAGAGCAUUAAUUGUAUCACUGUGUAUCGUAACAUUCUUUGCAGCUUUUGGUGCUGGCUUCAGAGUUGAGCUAGCCAUGUUUCACAGUAUAUCAAGCAUUAUAGAGAAAGACAGAAAUUUUCUCCUUUGUGUAGCUCUCCUAAUGCACUCUUUAUUUUACUACAGAAAUUAUUUUAGAGUUUUUGUAUAGACUUCUUUAGUAGUCUGUUUCUAAAAUGAAAUGUAUUUCAAUAAGCAGUGUAAUUUUUUCAGUGUAGCUGGACCUAUGUUGUGAAAUAGAAAAAAUUUUUAUAAUCAUCAAAAUGUGAUUCUUAAAGAUGCAUAUAACUUCUAUAGUUCAAAGUUAUUCUUACAUCCGUACAACUCAAAGGUGCUUCAGAGACUAGAUGUAUCUGAAAGGGUCUCCAGACCAGGUUACUGCGAAAAUGAGGUUUUGCUUUCGGAAUUUGGCAUAAGUCCUUGGUAGUUUUUUAAUCUCUGCUUAACACUCGGGGGCCUGGUAGGCUCAUGGACAUGCUGUGUCCGCCAUGUUUCGUUCGAUUCAGUUAGCACGUUGUAUGGAAUGAUUUUGCAGAGGGUUGAGCCUUUUCCAGGGAGGUCACCUGAAGCUGGCCUGUUUUGAAAAUCUGAGUAAAGCUGUUCGCCGUCAAGAGGAGGAGGUGGCGGAGGCUGUUUCCUCUCAGUCACGUCUCGUUUCCCCCAGAAACGUGUUCAGGUUCAGCCUCUGUGGGACGACCAACUGAAGUCUCCUAAUACACUGCUCACGUUAAGGUUGCUUUAUUUUUCUAGAAUUGUUACAAAAAGAUAAAAUAGUACACUAAAAUCACAAACAUGAUGUUGCUGAUAGUGACUGAGAAAUUUGGAUAAGAACACAAAUUGGUUAUGACUUUUAAAAUGUCUCUUCUAUCCAUGGAUGUAGUCACAACUUCGAGCUAUUCUAACAGUUUAAAUUGUGGUGAGAGAGAGAAAACGACGUUUUGCUGCCCAGCCCUCUGCAAGCGAUGAUGCGAUAGCAGCCUUCUUGGUGAUAAGGAGAGCCGCAAAUGGGGCAGGUUUGAAAGAGUUUGGGUAACUUCUAAAGAGCAUGGUCAAUCAGGAGCUCAUUAUAAGAAAGGCUAAACAGAAGGGCUAACAGAUUGGUUAUAUUUAACUGAUCACAUUUAGCCAGACUCAGUGUAGCUAAAAAUUUUGUAAUUUUUCAUUCUCAGCGAACUGAGUUUCAAAGCAAGGUCUACUUUCUUUCUUUCUCUCUCUCUCUCUCAUUUUUUUAAUCUUGAAAUUUCUUCAUUUUUCUUUCCUCAAGGUUUUAAAUCUUUGCCUGAAUCAGAACCCUGACUUUUAUUUAUUUUUUAUUUUUAAUAUUAAGUGUGCAGAUAGACUUACAGCACUUUUCUGGCUGAUUAGCUCUGUGGUAGGAAAACUGGAACUCUUUCCAUUGAGGUUAAGUCCCUAUUUUUAAAAUAUCGCAUUCUCUGUUAGCUUUUUGGUUUAAUAUUUCCAGAUUUUUUCCUUCUGAUUACUGCCUUUGUCUUCUAUAAUGAGCAUAGGAAAAUUUGGGAAUGAGGUGGAAAAGUGUCUCAAGACAUACUUUUCCUGUUUUUGGAUGUAACUUCUAAGGAAUGUGGUUUUAAACAUUUGUAUACAUUCUUUGAACACUCAAGUACCCAAACCAAUAAGAAAAGUUAAUUCCUUAUUUUUGACUGUUAUAUCUUUAGUGGCUGCCUCCCCUUAUUUACACAGUCUCCUUGGCAUUCCAUGACAAGUUUGUGGAUAUACACCUUUGUGUGGACAUACCGUUAUUUCAUGUCCAAGCUUGUGAUAUUAAAAUGAUGUUUAAGAUGUAAAUUACAGCUUAGUUAAUUGGUUAUACCUUAUUUUGUUCUAAAUAAAUUUACAAUCUUGGGCAGCAGUUCUGAAUUCUAGACUUGAGACCACUGAAUCAACCAUUUUAUGAGGUGUACUAUAAUUACACACUGGAAAAUUCAGGUAGUCAUAUUUGAUUUUCCAUUCAAGUGAAUAUAGCCAUAAGAAAAUAUCUGCUACAUAGGAAAACCAAUAUUAAGCAAAUGAUCACCACCACCCUUAACAGAAGCAAAGAAAGGAUUAUCUUUUUUAAAAAAUCAGCAUUGUCACACAAUACAGUUCUUAGUGAAAUGUAUGGUGGAACAAUCUGGAAACUUCCAAUUUUUUUUCCCUCGAUAAGCAUACCCUCCCUGAUUUGGGGUUUGUGGUCUUCGGGAAAACUGCUCAGAAUAUAAUGACUCCUCAUCAGUGUCAUAUUACAUAUGCCUAAUGAAAUGCAUUAAGAAUAUUCAUAACAUUAAUGCUUCUGAAUAGAAGAACUGCAGAAUUAAGCCUUAAACAUAUACGUGCAUCAGGUUUAACACGCUUAAGACUCAAACUCAGGGUUAAAAUUUUGAUUGGGGUCCUUUACUAAAAUAAAAGUUGCAUUAUAUGGUGUGUUCCCUCCCACCUAUAUAGUACAGCACCCUGUGACUUCUUCAAAACUUAUUAACUACUUGUUAUCUGUUUAUGAAAAAAAGAACUAUGGAGGAGUUUGAGUUAUCAGCCCUUAUCUGUACUUAAAGUUUAAAGACAGCAAAGGCCACAUUUCAGCAUUAUAUGAUACCAAGUUGAGGCCUGUUUCUCCUGACUUAGUUUUACUGUCUCCAAAGGCUUGUAUCAUUGCUAGAGUUAAGACUUACUUGAAAAUUCCCAGGUUGAGUUGCUAUUGCUUUUUAUAUUUUUUUUGCACUUUUCUUUUCUCAUAGAUUUAUCAUUCAAAUAUAAACUCUUCCUUAGCCUUAAUGAAAGGCUGCUUGUUGCUUUCUCAAAUUGAGCGGGGCAGGCUCAUACUGAGUCAGAUUUUACAUUUGAAUGAAGAAAAUAAGGUGAACAGCUUAAAAGCGUAUGGCUUCCUUUCCAUGUAUAUUUGUGAUUUGAUCCUUAUUUUUAGCAAGCAGGGAAGUCUCCACAUAAAACUUUCCUACAGUAGUUCAAAGUAACCUUUGCAAAUCAGUUACGUAUACUUUUACAGUCUACCAUUUUUACAUUAACCGUUCUAAAUAAAUGACUGAGCGUGGACAUUACCAUAGUUGUACCAUCUUUUUUAAAACUACGUUGGUUGAAAGUACCCUUUCUUGUGGUUAGAAUGCUCCCUAUAAUUUGAUUGUCCCUUGUAUACUAACUGGAGGCAAAAUACUCGGAAGAGAUACGUGUAAACUUUUAAUUUUCUACUUCUUGAAAUUUUUUUCACUUUUUAUGUUUUUUGAAUGGAUAUGCUUGUUUAGCUUAAUUUUUAUUUCACUGGAAGUUUUAAAUUUCAAGAAAAUCAAGGAGAAAUAGAAAUCCAUUGCAGAUGUGUAUAUAUAUUUACCACAUCUUGAAGAUUUCCGUUAGUGAAACACAGAAUGGUAGGUGG
This is a messenger RNA of Kogia breviceps (pygmy sperm whale), 6649 nucleotides long. NCBI's taxonomy places the organism in Eukaryota, Metazoa, Chordata, Mammalia, Artiodactyla, Physeteridae. The record is from RefSeq and is a predicted model, not a curated record.